CUUGCUCGCUUGUUUUUGCUUUUUAUCUCAUAACUAAUCCGCUGUGCCGGCGCUCAGCUAAGUUCCCUACACGAUACUAGCGAUCGACGAGCCGCAGCGAUCGAAUCCCAUUACAUUACCUUUUUUCCGAGUCGAACCAAUGGUCAAUUCUUAUUAAACCGGGAGGAUUAUAGUCUUGUUGGACCCGGCUGUGAGGGUUCAGUACCCGCCAAAAGGCGAAGCAAGCCAUGUCGAAUAACGAUCAGUCCGUUCGGAGGCUGUUACCGCAGAGCUCUAACUCAUCCUUAAACUCGUUUUCAUUCGCGCCGCCGACUUAUCAGCCUCCCAGAGAAACUCAAAAGAAUUAUGUAUUCGUUGACGAACAUAACCGCCAUAAGCGGUUGAAGGUGAUGAGAGCAUGUGAGGGUUGUAGGAGAAGGAAAAUCAAGUGCGAUGCUGCGACGACGAAUACAUGGCCUUGUUCUGCUUGCAUCCGGUUGAAACUACAUUGCGUAAGACCUAAUGGGCAGUACGAAGGAUCACCGACGGAAGGCCCGUCUUACGAAGCUGGGCGAUCGGAAUAUGAUAUCGCAUCAGGGCAGGACAGCUUCAGAGCCAUGCCUAUGCCGCAGCCUUCUGCGCAACCUAUGAUGGCUGGUCAGCCGAAGCCCACCAUGUACCCGACGCCCGGUCCUUAUGCUGAACACCAAGGCGUCUACACUCCGAUGCCGUACGGAGACCCGCCCCCAGCGCCGCACCAACUCCAAUAUACUACUAUUCCUUCCCAAGUAGGUGUUAUGGACCAGCCGUAUGCUUCCACCAGCGUAUUCCCGACUCCGCCGAUGCCUCAGCAUUCUGUGCACUCGGAACCAUCCCCCGAGUCUUAUCAAGACCAAUACGGACAGCAGGACCUUGCGGAUAUUCUAGGAGCCCUCAAAGUUGAUGAAGCAGGAACAGCUCCGUACCUAAAUAAAAGGAUGGCAUUUGUGGGGCAUGAAGAGGAACCCGCCGUUGAAGAUGACGAUGAUUUCAAGACUGUGCUGCCACCUAUACCAUCUGGGCCCGGUCUUAAGAUACGCAUACCUCCAGAAUUAAUGCCAGACGAGGCAACUAUUAUGCAUUACUUUGAACUUUAUUUCACUAACGUACAUCCUUAUGUUCCGGUGUUGAAUAAAACUCAACUGUACCAACAGUGGCACACGAACCGAGAAUCGAUAUCCCCAUUGCUUUUGGAAGCGAUUUUUGCAGUUGCCGGUCGUCUUGCCGACGAGCCCGCACAAGGGCAACAAUGGAUAGCCCUGGCUUCGAAACAUGCCGAUUCUUUUAUGGAUGUACCGCGACUGAGCACUCUUCAAGCUCUUUUAAUCAUAUUGAAAGCGAGGGAGGCUUCACCAAAGCGUGGCUAUUAUUAUCGAUCUUGGAUGUCCAUUGUGCACUGCGUGGCUAUGGCUAAAGAUCUCGGACUUGACGAGCAUAUGGAUAUUCACAGGGCUGGUAAAUCCUGCGGCUCUUCUCCUGGGGAGUGUUUCACAAAGAGCCGCAUAUGGGAAACUAUAUUCGUAUGCGAGACUAUGAUAGCCGCGCCCCAAGGGCGGCAAGAUCUCUCUGUGGAUGCCGAUUCUGUUGACUUCAAUGUUCCAAGACUUAUGCCAGGUUGCGAGGAAUCCGAAUAUAAUGCAACCCGGAAUUUUACGUAUUUAGCCCGCAUUGCCCGAAAUUUGAAUCGGGUGAACACCGUUUAUGCCAAAAUCAAGAAGAAGAAGGAUUGGGGCAUCGACCCCGAACUGGUUCAACUUAACCCGACCAUAACGGGAUGGCUCAACGAUCUACCGCCCGAUCUACGCAUCACAUUCCCUCCGGAUGGAUCACCGCCAUGGCUUCCUUCACAUUUUAUUGGAAAUAUGCAUUCUUAUUAUUAUCUAAGUGUUAUAAUUCUUCACCGACCGCAGUUAUCCUUUUUGGAACCAAUGGGCGCCGACGGGCAGUGGAAAUCGCACAUGUUUCUUUGCUAUUCAUCGGCCAAGGCGCUCUGUCGCCUCCAAGAAUCAAUGUUGCAAUCGUUCGGUCUAAACGGGCUCCAAUGCAUGCAACGAGGCAUUAGUUUCACCAUAUACGCUAUACUUUCUUGCAUUGUCCUCCAUCUUGUUGCGUUGACUUCUCCUGAUCCGGAACUCAACAGCGAUGCGCGAGACUACUUCACCCGGCAUAUGAGAGUUCUGGAGAGGACGAUGCAUUCUUGGCCGCUGCCAGAAAUGUUAAAGCAAAUCGACGCUGUUCGAGAGGCCUUUUCGGCAGAUGUCAGGAAGCCGUUUGUCCUGAAACCGAGUUUUCCCUACGGGAGCCCGCAUCCUAGUAGUCAUUCAAGCCCGCCUACUGCUAAUACGUUUAAGCCUCCUAUGUUGCAGACGAGCUCGUUGGACCAGGGUAUGGAUCCGCAGACUGGCCAGCACCAAGUUAGUUAUGCCAACCAUCCUAUUACACCCAUAUCCGUUGGUUCUGCGGACAACAAGAGUGACUCUCCUUCUGCACAGUCGCUCUCCAUAAUGAACCCCGGUCAGAACGCGAUAUCACUAGGUGAUCAUCCCACAUGGAAUCCAUCGCGUCUAUUCGAGCAAUGGAACUCGACAUUCGGUGCUCCCGAAGUCCCGACGUCACAGGACAUGCAGCUUGCAAGCGCGUCCUUACCGGCUGUAACGCAGCCCUUGUCGCAUCAACAAUAUUCGGCUCCACCCGUACACACCUUUGUUACUCCAGCUAUGUGGCAAGAGUCAGUUGCUAGCGUCUACGAAGGCGGUCUCAAGCGACAUUGGGAUUACGACAACGGAACUUCGAUUGCCCAGCCGAUCAAGCGCCGUUGAGCCGAUUACGCAGUACUAAUGACCGCCCACUCAGAUAUUGCCUUCCCUCUUUGGCACAAGCCUGCCUGGAUGACGGAUCUUAAUAAUAUGCGACUAAGUGGAAAUGAUUUAACGAUGGCAUAAGGA
Messenger RNA from Daldinia caldariorum, 2963 nucleotides. RefSeq lists its product as uncharacterized. Gene Ontology annotation, biological process: regulation of DNA-templated transcription; DNA-templated transcription. Gene Ontology annotation, molecular function: DNA binding; DNA-binding transcription factor activity, RNA polymerase II-specific; zinc ion binding. The transcript is spliced from 9 exons. The coding region runs from base 228 to 2837 and encodes 869 amino acids. The record is from RefSeq and is a predicted model, not a curated record. Lineage: Eukaryota; Fungi; Ascomycota; Sordariomycetes; Xylariales; Hypoxylaceae.